Molecule: messenger RNA, 3012 nt
Organism: Helicoverpa zea (corn earworm)
Lineage: Eukaryota; Metazoa; Arthropoda; Insecta; Lepidoptera; Noctuidae
Product: mitochondrial import receptor subunit TOM40 homolog 1-like
Exons: 8
Coding region: 124-1071 (315 amino acids)
Biological process (GO): protein import into mitochondrial matrix
Cellular component (GO): mitochondrial outer membrane; mitochondrial outer membrane translocase complex
Molecular function (GO): transmembrane protein transporter activity
Source: RefSeq, a predicted model, not a curated record
GUAUCUCCUGCUGUCAACUUCACGCUACUGCGAUUGUCUUUUAUUCCAAAGAAUUGUGUUUCAUUGCACAUGUUCAUCGAUUUCUGUUGAAAUUAGAGAAAGUAUUGUGAAUUGCACUGCAAAAUGGGUGGUAUAUCUAGCAGAUUCCGUGUACACAACUCUGGACUCACAAACAUCGACCCAAAACCUGAAGAGAGUGACAACAAACGUGAAAAUCCCGGAACGUUAGAUGAGAUUCAUAAAAAGACCAAAGAUGUAAUGCCAGUUAAUUUUGAAGGUGGCAAGCUGAUGGUGAACAGGGGUCUGUCUAACCAUUUUCAGAUGUCUCACACUCUGACAAUGAGUUCAGCACAGAACGGCUACAAACUAGGAGCUACAUACAUUGGUACUAAGCAAAUCUCCCCAACUGAAGCUUUCCCCGUCAUACUCGGUGACGUGGACCCGUCAGGCAACGUCAACUUCAGCUUAAUUCACCAACUCACUCCUGAAAUCAGGCUGAAGGGUGCUGCACAGGUCCAAGAAUGCAAGCUGACAGCCACCCAGGGCACACUGGAGUACAAGGGGUCUGACUACACGCUCGCGAUGGCUGUAGGCAAGCCUGACUUCAACGAGAAGUCUGCAGUCUUCGUGGGACACUACUUACAGUCGGUGACAAAACGGUUGGCGCUGGGCACGGAGCUGGUGUACCAGUCGGGAGCCAGGGUCAUGGGCGGGGAGAUCGCCAUCACGUCAGCUGCUGCUAGAUAUACUAUGGAUGACUCUGAAGUGUCAGCGACCCUGAGCACAGCUAACUUCCACUUGUGCUAUUUCAAGCAGUGCAGUGAACAACUACAGAUUGUGGCUGAAAUGGACACCUCGUUCCGAGGGAUGGAGUCGGUGGGCACCGUAGGCUACCAGGUCAACAUACCCAAGGCAGAUCUUAUCUUUAGAGGAAUGGUAGACUCAAAUUGGAACAUUGGAGCGGUACUCGAGAAGAAACUACAGCCUCUACCGUUCACAUUCGCUCUGUCCGGCAUGGCGAACCAGGCCAAACAACAAUUCAAAUUUGGCUGCGGCCUCAUCAUCGGUUAAUCACCCAAUCACCACAUGAUGGUGAUGACUGAAUGAUGUGUCAAGCUAGUGAACAGUGUGCACCAUAUUUAUAUGUGAUUAGUGAAUUUGAAGCAUUUUUCAAGUGAUUUUUGCCAGUGAAAAACUUAGACCAGUGUGGUAUACCAGAGGAAUGCAGAAAGAAAAGAGAAGCAUAGUAUAUAGUGGCGAAAAUAAAAUAAUUUUGAAAAUUUAUUUCUGCCACUAUGUCUGUAUGUUUUAAAUAUAAACUUUGUGUCUUAUUAACAUGUUGAUGUUUUUAAAAUUCGCUUGAACAGCUAAUAUUUAAUUAUAUGUGUGAUAAGUACUGAAAUAUCAAUGUUCUAGUUCUAGCAUAGGUGCAAUAUUCUCACAUGUAACCAUAUUUAAGAAUUGUCACUACAUUUAAAUUUUAAAUCCAUACAUUAAUAUGGGGAAAUCUCGAAUAAACCCAUGACAACUGCGUGUGUGUAUUCUACUCCCACUUAACUUGAAAAUAUCACCAUAGGAAGACGUCUGAAGAUUCGUCAAAAAACAUGAUACGUCAUGACAGAUCAUGAAUACGGAUCGUGAAAAAAACAAAAUGAAAGUGAUAUAUAUCUGUCAUAAUCGUAAAACAUUUACGAUUCACGAUUUUUAAAAGACGUAUCGUCAAAAAAACAACGGAUCAUGAAAUAAAAUAUCCCUAAACACGUUUCGAAUUCGUGUGAACAAGCUCUGAGUGAAUUUUAAAUUAUAACUUGAAACAUAGACAUUCUGUAUGGAAUUAAAGUGCACUAAGAUACAUUAAAUGCUAAAUAUCAAGUAUAUGUCAAUAUUUACGUGAUGUAGCUUCUGUAAAGUAAAACUUAGAAUAUCAUUAAUGUAGCACUGAUCACUAGCUCGACGUAGUCAGUGUAAUUCUAAUUUUAGUCUAAAUAAUGACUUUGUUGGUGUUAGGGGUAUAUUUUGGACUUCCAUUUUUCAAAACGAACAUGUUCAAAAUUUGGGGACGAUUUUUGAACAUUUUUUACAUGCAUAUUUUAAUUUAUUCUCACUCUUUUACCAUAGUAUUCAGGACUUUUUUGCUCAUUUGUAUAAUACCCCUGCAUAUUCACAAGCUUUAAGUAAUUUUUAGCCUAAGUGCAUUCUACGCCUAAUUAAAACUGGGAAGUCCAAAAUAUAGGACAAACGAAUAUUAUAGAUGAUUCCUAAAUAAAUAAUUGAACUGCACCACGAGAUAUGUGUGAAUGUAAUGAAAUGAGCCCGGUCACCGUGUAUAUGUAUUGAUUCUUUUUUCUUUGUACGGUUUACGUAUAAUUAUUUUUAUUUGUUAUUGUAACGCUAUACUGUUUGCUGAACACCAGAAUCGCAUUUAUGACGUAUCAACUCACUCUAAGGUGUUAGAGAAAGUAAAAAUUGUGUAACUUUGCGAUUUGCUUUUAAAUGGCUCACCUUCAAUAUAAUGUACCUGUUUUAAUGUUUCUGUACAUUGCAUUUACGGCUUUGUUACUUUAUUUUGAAAAGAUACUUUUAAUGUCGGCAUUUAUUGAAUUAAAGUCUGGAUAUCUUAGAGUGAGUAGCUUAUACUGGGACCCCAGUCCCGUAGUAUCGUCCCCGAUAUAUUGAUCAUGUCCCCUCUAACCGUGGGGUACCUAGCACAAGCUUUAUGUCAAAUAUUCGCUGCCAUCGCUACGGCGUUCAACGAGCGCACAUUUGCGACAAACAAUUCUUAUAUUUAUUAUAAAAUAGUCCCUAUAUUUUUCAAACUUUUCUAAGCUAAUACUGACCAAAUAUUCUUGUUUAUGAUGAUCUGAGUGAUCUAAAACGUCUCGAUAUUUUGCCGCAGAUGUGCGCUCGGCCUUAUGUAUGAGUGUAGAUAGGUUAUGGCAUACUGUACAAUGUACAUAGCGCCUGUUGUUAAAAUGUUUAUUUUUAAUAUAGUUACUUAUGUUAAUAAAUCAA